CGUUCUCUUUUGUUUUUGUUUGUUUUUGCGCAUGUGUGUGUCUCAGUGUGUGUGUAUGUAUGUAUGCAUGCAAAUUCUGCUGAAGUCAACUUUGCCUUCCAUCCUUUUGGGGGCGGUAUAAUUAACUUUUAAUCUCUCCUGGAAUAUCAGAAGUCAUUGGAAUUGGAGAAGUUUUCACCUUAGAUGCAUCAUCAAUAUUUAUCAUCUUUUCAAGACUAAAGGAAGUUGUUAUUCUGAACAGAUAUAAUCUUAUUGAUAUAAUCUAUGCAGAAUGAUUGAAAUAUUUCUUCUAAACUGAGGUUUUUGUUCCACACUAUUUGGGACAUGUAUAAAAUGAUUUUGCUCUCUAAUUAAACUUGGAAAUAUUUACAAAGGAGUAUGCCACAUCUCCAGAUAUUCACAAAGUUCAUGAUUGGUGGAAAUACAGCAAUAAAAAUAUUUCGAAAGACAAAGAAUAUUCUAUACAUUGUGGUGAAUUGUAAGGAAAUUAUGUGUAAAACUUAAAGGAUCGAUUUCUUUCCUGAAGAGAUGCCAAAAGAGAUAGGAAAAUCCUCAUACCACUGUGACAUCUGUAAAAAGGUAUUCUCUGGUAAAAGUAACUUAACUGCUCACAAACGUAUUCAUACAGGAGAGAAGCCAUAUCACUGUGAUAUCUGUGGUAAAUCAUUCUCUCAGAUAAACUCUUUAACUACUCACAAAUAUAUUCAUACAGGAGAGAAACCUUACCAUUGUGAUAUUUGCGGCAAAUCAUUUUCUCACAAAGGUAACCUUGUCAUUCACAAACAUAUUCACACGGGAGAGAAGCCAUAUCCCUGUGAUAUUUGUGGUAAAUCAUUCUCUGUAAAUGGGAACCUAAUUACUCACAAACGCAUUCAUACAGGAGAGAAACCAUAUCACUGUGAUAUCUGUGGUAAAUCUUUCUCUCAUGGAAAUACCUUAACUACUCACAAACACAUCCAUACAGGAGAAAAACCAUAUCAUUGCGAUAUCUGUGGUAAAUCUUUCUCUCAUGGAAAUACCUUAACUACUCACAAACAUAUUCAUACAGGAGAGAAACCAUAUCAUUGUGAUAUCUGUGGUAAAUCAUUCUCCCGGGGUGAUAGUUUAACUACUCACAAACGCAUACAUACAAAGGAGAAGCCAUAUCACUGUGAGAUCUGUGAUAAGACAUUCUCUCAAAGUGGUGUUUUAAAUAUUCACAAACGUAGUCAUACAAAAGAGAAACCAUAUCACUGUGAUAUCUGCGGCAAGUCAUUCUCUCAAACUGGUGUCUUAACCACUCAUAAACGCAUUCACACUGGUGAGAAGCCAUAUCACUGUGACAUCUGUGGUAAAUCAUUCUCUGGAAGUAGUGACUUAACCACUCACAAGCGUAUUCAUACUGGAGAGAAACCAUAUCACUGUGAUAUUUGUGAUAAAUCAUUCUCUCAAAUAAAUCACUUAACUAAACACAAACGUAUUCACACAGGAGAGACACCAUAUCACUGUGACAUUUGUGGAAGAACAUUCUCUGAAACUAGUCACUUAACUGCUCAUAGACGUAUUCAUACAGGAGAGAAACCAUAUUACUGUGAUAUUUGUGGUGUAUCAUUCUCUGUGAACUGUAACUUAAUGAAACACAAACGCAUUCAUACAGGGGAGAAGCCAUAUCACUGUGAUGUAUGUGAUAAAUCAUUCUCUCAUGGAAAUACCUUAACUACACACAGAUGUAUUCAUAGAGGAGAAAAGGCAAAUCGCUAUUAUAUCUGUAGUAAAUCAUUCAAGAACAAGAUUAAAUAUAAAACACAGUCUAAAGCAAUUAAUUUUCCUGAUGAUAUAAUGAAAAAGGAAGGAAAAAUUUCAUACCACUGUGAUAUUUGUAACAAGCCAUUCUCUCAAAUAAAGAACUUAACUAGACACAAAUACAUUCAUACAGGAAAGAAAUCAUAUCAUUGUGAUAUCUGUGGUGUAUCAUUCUUUGAAAAAGGUAAUCUCACUAUUCACAAGCGUAUUCAUACCGGAGAAAAACCGUAUCAGUGUGAUAUCUGUGGUAAAUCAUUCUCUCAAGUGAAUCAUUUAACUAAUCACAAACGUAUUCAUACAGGAGAGAAACCAUAUAACUGUGAUAAAGCAUUCUCUCAUGGUAUUACCUUAACUACUCACAAGCGCAUUCAUACAAGAGAGAAGUCAUAUCAGUGUGAUAUCUGUGGUAAAUCAUUCUCUGAAAAUUGUCACUUAAUUAAACACAAACGUACUCAUACAGGAGAGAAACCAUAUCACUGUGAUAUUUGUAGCAAAUUAUUCUCUCAGACUGGUCACUUAACUACUCACAAGCGCAUUCAUACAGGAGAGAAGCCAUAUCACUGUGAUAUCUGUGGUAAAUCUUUUUCUCAAAAUGAUCACUUAACUAAUCACAUACGUAUUCAUACAGGAGAGAAACCAUAUACUUGUGACAUUUGUGAUAAAUCAUUCUCUCGUUCUGGUGAUUUAACUACUCACAAACGAAUUCAUACAGGGGAGAAGCCAUAUCACUGUGAUAUCUGUGGUAAAUCAUUCUCUAAAGGAUGUAACUUAAAUAAGCACAAACGUAUUCAUACAGGAGAGAAGCCAUAUCACUGUAAUAUCUGUGGUAAAUCAUUCUCUGAAAUAGGCCACUUAACGUCUCACAAACGUAGUCAUACAGGAGAGAAACCGCAUCACUGUGAUACCUGUGGUAAAUCAUUCUCUGAAUUAAGUCACUUAACUACUCAUAAGCGUAUUCAUACAGGAGAGAAGCCAUAUCACUGUGAUAUCUGUGGUAAAUCAUUCUCUAGAAGUAUUAAUUUGAAUACACACAAACGUAUUCAUACUGGGGAGAAACCAUAUCACUGUGAUAUCUGUGGUACAUCAUUCUCUGAAAAAGGCCACUUAAAUACUCACAAACGUAUUCAUACAGGAGAGAAACCAUAUCACUGUCAUUUUUGUGAUAAAUCAUUCACACAUGGAAACACUUUAACUAUACACAAGCGUAUUCAUACAGGAGAAAAACCAUAUCAAUGUGAUAUCUGUAAUAGAUCAUUUUCCCAUAAAAGUCACCUAACUAAACAUGUAUGUAUUCAGAAGAGUGACUGUAUCUGUGUCAGUUAAAUUACAAAAAAAAAAAAAAAAGAGAAGAAUUUUGUAUUCUUGCAAAACUUUUUAAUUCAUGCGUAAAUUCAGCUGGGGUUGUACAUUUAAAAUUUCACUUAAAAUGUACAUUUUUAUGUCAAUCUAAAACUUUACUAUAAAUGAAUAAUAGAAAUGUAAAUAUAUUUGGAAGACUGUGUUUUUUGCAUUGAAACAUAAACUUUGUUAAAGGUUUAUAAUGUACUUCAUAUCUAAUAUGGUGAAAUAAAUGUAAUUUAGAUUAAAAAGUAAUAUUAAUCUGGCUGUGUAGUUAAGAAGAUUACUUCCCAAUCACUUUGUUGUGGAUUCAGUCCCACUGCAUGACUCCUGAGCCAAUUAAAGCCUUAUGAAUGAAUUUAGUAGACAGAAACUGAAAGAAACCCAUCAUGUGUGUGUGUGUGUACAUCUAAUGACAAUGUAGUAGGCAUUUAUAGUAAGUGUUCCAAUUGGUUUACCUUUAAAACUCCAACUUGAACUGCGACUAAAACUAAAAUGGUGUUGUAGCUACCUAAUAAUGAAUGACUAUAAGUGGUUCAUUGAGUGGAUAGGUGUAUAUUAGAAAGAAAGUAGAACCAGCAAAAUAUGUAUCACUUUAGAGCAUGGAAUCUAUAACAUAGAACAUCUCAUGGAUGUUCCAUCAGUUUGUUGUAGAUAUCUAUGCCAAGAUGGAGUCUGAAAGGUUGCGUUUCAUUUGCCAUAAUCAAAAAAAGCUAAGGUCAGAGAAUUAUAUCCACCUUCGGGAUGGCAUAAUCAAUGACGUCGCGCCUGAAGAUAUUGGACAGGUCUGCAUUUUACCAUCUACAUUUACCGGGGGGUCCACGGUAUAUGCAUGAGAGAAUGCAAGAUGCCAUGAUGUUUGUACGUCAUUCUGGUCGCCCUGAUUUAUUCAUAACCUUUACUUGCAACCCCUAGUGGAUUGAAAUUGAACUAUUAAAUGGUCAGAAGCCCACUGAUAGGCAUGAUCUUCUUGCAUGAGUUUUUCGGUUGAAGCUACAGAAACUCAUAGAUUUGAUCAAGAGAGGACAGAUAUUCGGGAGUGUUAAAUGCGACAUGUAUACUGUCGAGUGGCAAAAAAGAGGUCUUCCACACGCCCAUAUUCUCUUAUAGUUGUCCUCAAAAAUCAAUUCAAACAAUAUAGACAGCCUGAUAUCAGCAGAACUGCCUGAUCUCAACAUGGUAUAAUUGUUGUAAAUGAGUGUCAUCAUAAUACAAACACUGUCUUUUGCUUGCAAUCCUCCAUGAAAAUAUGUCCAACCAUAGGGAAAUAUUACCUUACUUAGAAAUUUGUAAAAGUUGGUGACAGGAAGGGAAUCUGGCCAUAGAAAAUCUACCUCAACAAAUUCUGUCCAACACAUGGAAAAGUAGACAUUAAAUGAUGAUGUAUUCACGCAAGAAAGAAGACAACAUUGUAAAACUAUAUUGUGUAUAAUCAUUGUUACGUCUAUAGUGGUGAAAUAACUUGUCAAUGUAAUAUUUUAAAUAAAACAUUCAUUCAAACUACUUGUAAAUUCCAUUAAUGUAUUUUUCCCAGGUGAUAGAAAAGAUAUUAAUUCAGCAUUGUGGUUAAAUCGUUGAGAACUGUAUUCUUGUAUACUAAUAAUAACAUCACUACACAAUUAUGUUAGAAAUCAUCAUCAACAUUUAACAUCCUUUCCCAUACUGGCAGGGGUUGGACAGCUUGACAGGAUCUGGCAAGGCCAGGGGCCACACCAGGUUCCAUAGUUUGUUUUGUCUUGGUUCCUACAGCUUGAUGCCCAUACUAAUGCCUACCAUUUCACAGAGUUUACUGGGUGCUUUUUACAUGGCACCAGCACCAGGGCUUUUUAUAUGACACCAGCACCCACAUCGUUGCUUUUUAUGUGACACCUUGGUUUUAGGAUCUCAAUUCUGUUGUGGUGGAUGGGUCUUUUUGAGUACAGUCCUCUAAACUCUGAAAGAAUAUGUUUUGUCAUACUGUUACAAACUAUGUGCAGAUUAUCUUAUAAAUAUUCUGGAUUUUUUUAUACUGGUUUAGUCUUUUCAUAUAUAUUUAUACCAUUAAAAGAAUCACUUUGAUGGUGGUUUAGAUUUAUAAAAUUUUUUCAUUUUCUUUAUGAUUCCUUCAAGAUUUGGUGGUUGAGCUGAAGUUGAUUUGUAAGUAUCAAUGUAAAGUUAAAUUUAAUAUGAAUAUAAACUUUAUUAUAUAAUUUGUAAAUUAUCAUCAUCAAUGUUUUAAUGUUCAUUCUUUAUGCAGAUAUAUUCUGAACACCCAUCACACAGAAUAUCUGUCUUGUUAACUAUGAAAUCUAGAUUCUUGAACUCAGAACCUCGUCACUGUGAAUAUUCUUAAUAAGCUGAAAUUGAAAUAAAGCCUUUUUAAUAUUGAA
Molecule: messenger RNA, 5489 nt
Organism: Octopus bimaculoides (California two-spot octopus)
Lineage: Eukaryota; Metazoa; Mollusca; Cephalopoda; Octopoda; Octopodidae
Biological process (GO): regulation of transcription by RNA polymerase II
Molecular function (GO): DNA-binding transcription factor activity, RNA polymerase II-specific; RNA polymerase II cis-regulatory region sequence-specific DNA binding
Source: RefSeq, a predicted model, not a curated record